Aspergillus viridinutans is the source of this 444-nucleotide messenger RNA. RefSeq lists its product as uncharacterized. Bases 1 to 444 code for a protein of 147 amino acids. The transcript is spliced from 2 exons. NCBI's taxonomy places the organism in Eukaryota, Fungi, Ascomycota, Eurotiomycetes, Eurotiales, Aspergillaceae. The record is from RefSeq and is a predicted model, not a curated record.
AUGUACUAUAUUCUCUACCUUGCGAGCCUUUGUCGACGCCGCCGCUGGCCAGAACCUCUGUACGAGUCCUACGCAGGUACAGGCGGAUACUCCUGCAUUGUGCGCGUCAACAACCGCGAAUACCAAACAGAUUCUGUGUGCGAAUCCGAGACCCUUGCCCGUGAGAAUGCGGCCAUGCGGGCGUACUUGAUUUGUCGGAACUUCUCCGUCAACGACGGCAUGUAUCCGGCGGGCCAUGACCACGGGGGUAUCGUACAGGGGACCCCGGUGGCCAUUGGUACGGGCCGGAAGACCCGCUACGUCGACGAUGCGGAUACCUCGACGAGCGGAGAGAGCAGAAGCGGUGGGAGUAGCCCAGAAAGCCAUGAGGGGAGCCGGCUCAGUCUCGACCGACGGACUCUGGGCCCAGCCAGGACACUCACCUUUAGCAGCCGGGCACGAUAA